AUAUUCUCUUUUUUUCUGUUUGUUGAGUCUGAAACAUUAUGAGAUUUUGACUAAUAAAUGUGUUAUUCAAUUGAUUUGAGUAUUGAAAUUCACAUGGUUCUUAAUCUGUACCAACAUCUUUUUUUGCAAACUAAUCUGUACUAAUAUCAUUUUUAAAAAAAUUAUAACUACCAUCAUCCCAAUACUGAAAAAUUAUGAAAGCCAAAAGAUUCUCCUUCCUUCUCUUUCUCUGAUCAUUUUUUCUUCUCUUAUUCUUCUUCUUUUAUUUGUUUCCUCUGAAACUGCUACUACCAACUUUACACAAAACUAUAUUAUUGUUUUUAAUUAUUUUAUAUUCCAGUUUCUUAGUAUAUUCUGUUCUAAUCUUCUGAGAGUUUGGUGAUCUAAAGUUCUGAUAAAUGUCCAAAGAGAAUCUGUCACAAGAAGUUAAAGAGAUGAUUCCUGAUGAGAGUUGUUGCUCUGUUCUUCUGCCUCCUCCAGCUGCAGUAUCCAAUGGUAGUGUGAAUAUGAGACGGAUCUCAACUGGAGCGUUAGAUAAACGAGGAGGUAAAGCUCAGGGUCAAACCCGUUACCGUGGGAACCAAACGAGUUCGACUCAUGAUCUAUGUAAACACGGGAAGAGGCGUGAGGAUGAGUUGGUGAUCAAACCGUUGAAGCUGGUAAAGAACAAGAACGUUGAAGGUGGAGGAGGUUUGGUGAAAGGUGGUGAGACUUUGAGUGUGGUGUGGAAGUCUUUGCAUGUUGCAAAAAGAGAUGCUACUGCUGCUGAUGCUAGUGUGGCUGUUAAUAAACCUUGUGAUGGUUUACGUGCAAAGAGAAGUGAAACAAGGAGUAGUAAUAUCACUCCUAGUGAUUCAGCUGCUGGUGUAAGAAUGGUCAAGAAGACAAAUGUUGAUGUUAAGAAGGUGAGCAAGAGUUAUAGAGAGGAUGUACUGAAAAAUCUAAAGGACAAAGAGAAGAAGACGAAGAUUGAUGAACCUGUUAGAAGUGAUGAUGCAUUGGAGAAGAGGGUUUCAAGGCUCAAGACUGGUCUGUCUGAGAAGAAAGAGAGUUGUUCUGCAACACUUGUAGGUAAUGCCAAAAUAUUCGAAAGCAAGAAGAGGAUUAGCUUAAAGACUACUCCUCCUCCUCCUCCUCCUCCUCCUCCUAUUAGGCCGGUGAGUUUCAAGAAAGGGAAAGUUCUUGAACCGGAAGCAGAAGAUCCCACUCUGGCGUCGAUCAAGUUCAAGAAGAGGGUUGUUCAAGAACCAAAACUAAUAAGCGAUGUGAACAAGAAGAAGAAGAACCUGAAAGAUAAAGGAGAAGAUGUCGGGAAGAUGAGUUAUAAUAACAGUGGUGAAGGUAAACGAGAGAAGGUUGUUUUGAGGCAUACAAAAGUGGAAGAGAAGAAGAAAGUGCAGGCACUUUUCAAUAAUGUGAUUGAAGAGAGUGUGAAUAAGCUUGGAGAAGAGAGGAAGAGUAGUAGGGUUAAAGCAUUGGUUGGUGCUUUUGAAACUGUAAUCUCUCUUCAAGAUAAUGAUAAAACAUCUCUGCUGAAGAAGAAGAUUCACAACAAGUCCACAUCUUCUGAGAUGAUUCCAAAGGUGAGUUAUUGAGGAUGAAAAACAAUACACACAUAAUAGAUUUUUGAAAACUUGGGAAUCAUUCAAAAAGACUAUAUAUAUAUAUCGUGUAAAAUAUCUAAAAAAAUCAUUUAAUCCUAUUACAUACUGUUGAUACCAAACGUUACAUACUUAAGAAAUAAGAGUUUUCUCAUA
This is a messenger RNA of Raphanus sativus (radish), 1757 nucleotides long. RefSeq lists its product as uncharacterized. The coding region runs from base 399 to 1595 and encodes 398 amino acids. Lineage: Eukaryota; Viridiplantae; Streptophyta; Magnoliopsida; Brassicales; Brassicaceae. Gene Ontology annotation, molecular function: calmodulin binding. The transcript has 2 exons. The record is from RefSeq and is a predicted model, not a curated record.